Messenger RNA from Phyllostomus hastatus (greater spear-nosed bat), 1369 nucleotides. It is a transcript of the gene REM1, whose product is annotated as RRAD and GEM like GTPase 1. Gene Ontology annotation, molecular function: GTPase activity; calcium channel regulator activity; GTP binding. Lineage: Eukaryota; Metazoa; Chordata; Mammalia; Chiroptera; Phyllostomidae. The transcript is spliced from 5 exons. Gene Ontology annotation, cellular component: plasma membrane. Gene Ontology annotation, biological process: negative regulation of high voltage-gated calcium channel activity. Bases 148 to 1047 code for a protein of 299 amino acids. The record is from RefSeq and is a predicted model, not a curated record.
GCGGGGCGGGACCGGCCAGAGGGGGUGCGCGCCGAGGCGGUGGUACAGCCUGGAGCACCCGGCAGCUGCGGGCCGGGGACGCUGGACCCCUCUCCACGCCGAGAAAGAAGGGAAGAAGGAAGAAGCCAAGUCCCCACCCACCCAAGGAUGACACUAAACACCCAGCAAGAAGCAAAGGCCCCCCUGCGUCGGCGAGCCAGCACCCCACUGCCCCUGUCCCCCCGGGGCCACCAGCCUGGCCUGAGCGCAGCGCCUUCCACCGCCACGCAAGCCCAGCAUCCACGGCUGGGCCAGUCAGCCUCGCUCAACCCGCCCACCCGGCAGCCUUCACCUGCCCCCGACGGGUGGUCCUCUGACUCCAGCGACUCUGAAGGCUCCUGGGAGGCCCUCUACCGCGUGGUGCUGCUCGGGGAUCCUGGCGUAGGGAAGACCAGCCUGGCCAGCCUCUUUGCAGGGAAGCAAGAACGGGAGCUCCAGGAACCGCUGGGAGAAGAUGUGUAUGAGAGGACCCUCACAGUGGAUGGAGAAGACACCACGCUGGUGGUCAUGGACACCUGGGAGGCUGAGAGACUGGACCGAAGCUGGAGCCAGGAGCCAUGCCUGCAGGCGGGCAGCGCCUACGUCAUCGUGUACUCCAUCGCAGACAGAGGCAGCUUCGAGAGCGCCUCCGAGCUCCGCAUUCAGCUGCGGCGCACACAUCAGGCGGACCAUGUGCCCAUCAUCCUGGUGGGCAACAAGGCGGACCUGGCACGCUGCAGGGAAGUCUCCGUGGAAGAGGGACGCGCCUGCGCGGUGGUGUUCGACUGCAAGUUCAUCGAGACCUCAGCCACGCUGCAGCACAACGUGGCCGAACUCUUCGAGGGCGUGGUGCGCCAGCUGCGCCUGCGCCGCGGGGACGGCAGCGCCCGCGAAUCGCCCGCGCCCCGACGGCGGGCCAGCUUCGGUCAGCGAGCUCGUCGCUUCCUGGCACGCCUGACAGCCCGCAGCGCCCGCCGCCGGGCGCUCAAGGCCCGCUCCAAGUCCUGCCACAACCUGGCCGUGCUCUGAGGCCGCCCUCCCUCCCAGAGGCGGUGGGACACUGGGGUGCACCACGAGCGCCGCCGACGCCACCGAGGGUCAAAGGCACGGUGACCCGGGGUGCGCAUCGUGGGCCUUACCUACCCGCCGCCCGGAGGGCCAGAGCAUCUCCCGGAGCCACAGCUUCGGGGACCCCUCGGCCCUUGGAAGCGAUGUACAGACUAUGGGGCCGAAGCCCAAGCUGGACAGAGAGUAGGUUUUUUUACACCAUGCAUACCUUUUUGUAAAACCUUUCCUUACCCCUGGGCUCUGGCCAACCCUCAGAAACAUUCCCGCCCCCGCCCCGCCUCAA